AUGGCAUAUUACUUAGCCGACGACAUUUAUCCGAAGUGGGCAACUUUUGUUCAGGGUAUCACAACCCCUCAACUUCAAAAAGAUAAAUUGUUCGCUGACCACCAGGCUGCUGCUCGAAAGGACGUUGAAAGAGCAUUCGGUGUUUUGCAAGCUCGAUUUGCAAUAAUACGAAAACCGUCACUGGCGUACGAUGAGGACAUACUACGAGACAUAAUGAAAGCAUGUAUCAUUAUGCACAACAUAAUUGUUGAAGAUGAGCGCCACAACUACACUCGAGCCGAAGUUCUAAGAGCCUUCUACGAAGAAGAUCAACAAGAAUCAACACCAGCAUCAACAUCUACAACGCCACCGUUUGAAUUCAACGUAAGUCGACCUACCAACUUUGACUUCAACGCAUUUCUACAACGAAAAGCUUCCCUCCGUGACAGAGAAAUUCAUCUAUCUCUGAAACGUGAUUUAGUCGAACAUAUUUGGCAACGAUACGGGCCACGUAAUUAG
Molecule: messenger RNA, 498 nt
Organism: Chenopodium quinoa (quinoa)
Lineage: Eukaryota; Viridiplantae; Streptophyta; Magnoliopsida; Caryophyllales; Amaranthaceae
Exons: 1
Coding region: 1-498 (165 amino acids)
Source: RefSeq, a predicted model, not a curated record